AUGAAACAUAUGGCCAUUGAUCAUCUCGAGGAAGAUAUCUGGACCGUGUACCCUCGGCAAAUGGAUCCAGUCCAGGCGCACAUUCCUUGCGUGCUUAACAGGUUCACUACGCUAAGUGAGAUCAACGUGGAUGCGAAUCGACUUGUGUUCGCAAGCGGCCUCGAUUCUCCACGCGAUGAACUGGAAAAUGCCCUUAAAGGUAUCCUGAAACGGCUAGACGACUGGAAGAGCAACCUUCCUACAUGCUUAACCCCGAAAAACCCCACUGUUCCUCAAUCGUUGAGUUUGCAUAUGCUCCAUCACGCAGUGGUGAUCAUGCUUUGGAGCCUUCUCAAGAAGGAAGACAUGAAUAGUGAAAACAACUUCAGGAUAACCCGCGAGGCAGCAAGGAAGGCUACGUGGAUACCGCCUUAG
Molecule: messenger RNA, 414 nt
Organism: Aspergillus vadensis CBS 113365
Lineage: Eukaryota; Fungi; Ascomycota; Eurotiomycetes; Eurotiales; Aspergillaceae
Product: fungal specific transcription factor domain-containing protein
Exons: 2
Coding region: 1-414 (137 amino acids)
Source: RefSeq, a predicted model, not a curated record